UAGAUACACGCCAUAACAAUACACUGUAUACAUGCCAUAACGCGGCCGCUCCUUUUGCCGGACCCGUCGCGUGGAACGGUUAUUAUUUUGAGAGCCCCUGUCCGAAAAAAAAAAAAAACAUCAAUAAUAUUAUUGAUAACAACGCGGCUCGACCGAGUGCGGUUUGAACUUUAUAUAAUUAAAAAUCCAUACUGUGCCGAAAUAUAAUAACGAUAUUUUCCUUUUUGUCGUUCUAUGCUCUUGUCCACCUUGCCUGCCUACCUUGUGUAGUAACAUUGUUAUGAUGAUGGUUUAUUGAACGGCCGGCGAGCGUCGCGCGAUGACGGUUGUUCGGGGGCCUUAAUCAAACAAAUUAUUCGUUUCCACACAUCGUCAUCAUGUGAAUAAAACAAUUAAAUUACAAUAUCAAAGGACAAGAAGACGUGCAAGCACACAUAGUCUGAAAAAAAAAAAAAAUUACAAAACAGGAACCAUGAAGAAAUUCAUCAUCUCACUUUUGCUCUUUCACAUAAUACUGCCGUUGAGCUUACUAAUAUGUGUUUGUCUGAAACAAAACGCAUUGACUGGAAUCUAUCUUUUUUUACUAUUAUAUCUUCCAAUAGUCAAAACGCCUACACCAAAAAAUAUAAAUGGAAGUCCUGGUUUUUUUUUAAAACUCGUUACUACAAUCAGCUGGCUAAUGGCGUUGGUACAGCUUGUAUUCCAAAUUGUCCUUCUUACGAUGCAACCUUACGGACAAGUACUACAGCCAGCUUGCAGUCGCGUGGAAAGUUUGUUUCGAUACAUUGGAUUCAUCGAGCUAUCGAAAUUGGAUUUGUUUCAAAUAUUCGAAUUCUACAUACCCGAAUUAACAAUGAUAUGUGCUUCCACUAUAAUUCAAAGGGCUUUGUUGAAAAUCAACGACACACAAGAUGAAACGUCGGACGAAUUCACCGGAGUCGCAAACGCCGAUUCCAGAGUGUCACACCAACAAAAGAGUUCCAUAGCUCUUACGAUUUCCAUUGGAAAAUAUUUAUGUCUAGUCAUGAUUUGCUUAGCCGGAAUCUCUGUGCCGUCAAUAACUAGCGCGGUGUAUUACAUUACAUUUUUGGGCAUAAUGACUUGGUGGUCGUGUUAUCAUCCCAUAAGUCGUGGAUUCGCAUAUUUAUUUCGUUUUAUAUGCUCGGUUGCUUGCGUUCACGUGGCCGUUCUUUUUGUCUACCAAAUGCAGUGGGCACAAAUACUUUUACCUCCAGACUCGGCUUAUGCAAGAUAUUAUGGUCUAAUUCAAAUUCGACAAACUAUAUGCACCGACAUUGUGACCGUGAAAUUUGUCGUCUGCGAAUGGCCUUUGUACGCACUUCCAUUAAUUUUAGUUAUCAUGCAUUAUCUACUUUGGUUUGAAUCUCUUCUUAUUUUGAACAAUCCGGAUAUUGAACUGAAGGAGUCGUUAGGGAUGACUCGACAAGUAACGGUUCGUUUGUCCCAGAAAGGUCCUAGUAAAUAUUUCUUUCGAAACAAAACCAAUCGAUGGCGUGCGGCUACCCGCAAAGUUUGCCUAAUCCGCAGUCAAGCUCCGCUGUACACUACAGGACCGACUCCAAGUGAGACUCCGUCGUGUAGCGUUAUUGAAAACGAGAACCGAGAGCCCGCUGCCAAGAGGGAUGAUCACGUUGACGAUAGUAGUAAUUACGAUGAUUACAAGUCAAACAUUUUCUAUUAUUUAAUGGAUGUUCUGAGUACGGUGUCUCAGUUUGUUACCCGUACAUCUUAUAUCGGCACUAAUAUUGUUAUGAUGGCUUGGAGUAUAACUUAUCACAGUUGGUUGACAUUCGUACUGCUUUUGUGGGCAAGUAUUUCAUGGAUGGUUCCCGAACAGAGGAAAACAAUGUUGCGGUCAUCGCCGCUAUUGGUUUUUUAUGCGGAAUUUUUACUCUUAUCUCAAUAUUUGUACGGUAUGAACUUAAACGACUCGGAACUUCCUCAGACUAUUCAAGGUUGGAAUCUGGAACAAAUCGGUUUCACUAAGGUUCUUCAUUUUCCAAUCAAACCGUUAUUGAUCAAAACUCUAUACACUGCAAUGUUUUGGAUAACCAUGCGACAGUACAUGCAGGAACGACGAGAAGCCAGAAGUCAUUCAGCCGUAGCGAACAUGAUCGCUCCCUUGCAAGUCACAGUCGGUACUGCAACUGCCAUGGGAGGUGAUUCGACGACAAAAGGAAGUCAGCUAAUGCAACGAAUCGGAGAAAAGGCGAAAAUAAUUUUGACAAAGUUUUGGAUAUGGGUCGUGGCGUUUGUGUUGUUUGGGAUCGGCAUAACCGGAGAACGAAUGACGAUAUUUAGAAUUAUCUACAUGGCACUGGCAUUGGUGUUUUUACUGAUAUUUCAACUGUCUUGGGUGUUAUGGCGUAAAAUCAUGUAUGGCUUUUGGUUCACAGUCAUUAUAUACUCGAUGCUCAUUCUAGUCAUGACGUACACUUACCAGUUUGAUAAUUUCCCAUAUUAUUGGGAAAAAUAUUUGAAAAUUCCACCAACCCUUCAAUUAGACAUUGGCUUGGAAAAAUUUGAAACUGGAGAGUUGUUUAUACGACUCUUGACGCCUACGUUUUUUGUUAUUAUAACUGUAGUUCAACUGUACUACUUCCACAAAGACUUUUUAGCCAUUUCUGAUAUCAAAAGCAGGGGCACAAGCUUUAGAAACGCCGACAACGAUUUCCUUGGUUCGGACAGUGAAAAAGAAGUAUCCGAUUCUAGUGAAUCGGCAUUGGACAACGAGUAUAGAAAACGUCGUCUGGCACGACAAAGCUUCAUUUCUGAAAGACAAUCGUUUAAAGUGUUUAAAAAUUUACCCAAGUUCAACUUCAGCUCAUUCUUUAAAAUACUAAAGAAGUUUCUCUCUCAAAUCAUUGAGUUAACUUGGCUCUAUGCAGAAUUGCACAUGAUAAAAAUUAUUUUAUUUUGUGUCAUGUUUUUGGCAGUUUAUGAGGUGUGUGUAGUUCAUUUUGCUUUGGUUGUUCUCGUCACCAUCUCGUUGGUGUUCAAUAAUCGUUUACAAUUAAUUAUUGUUUACAUCAUAUCCGUGUUCAUAUCGGUGUUGUUAUUGGCCAAAAUGAUAUACCAGAUAGAAUACAUACGAGAAGACACAUGGAACGUGACAUGUCCGGACCCGAACGAUCCGAAAGAAUCGAGAUCGUACAACACUGCUAACUGGGUCGGAUUUAAGAAAGCCACUGCUAGUAUCUCGUUGCUCAAUCUACUAAAAGGCUAUAUAUGCAUAGUUUUUGUCAUCACACUGCAUCGGGUCGUGAUAACUCGACAGAAAUACAAGAGACACUUAAAAGGCAAACCACUGGCCGAUCCGGAAAUAAUGUUCCCACGUGUCACGUACAAAGAAGUCGACUUGGAUAUUCCUCAUUGUCUGAAGUAUCUACUGAAUUAUGGAUUUUAUCGUUUCGGAGUCGAGAUAACAUUGAUUUCCGUUGCUAUACUCGUCGGCACCAGAAUGGACUUGUACGCGGUGCUUUAUACAUUUUGGCUAUUGAUUUUCGUUAUGCUCUCUAGAGGAACUCUGGCCAAAUUGUGGAUAAUAUUCAUGUUCUUCAUAGUGGUGACUAUACCGUUCCAGUACGCUAUCGUUAUCGGAUUACCUCCAGAUCUGUGCAUCAGCUUGCCGUGGGAUACGGAUAUUUUGAAAAAUCUCAGGGAUUGGAUGUUUUUGCCGGAUCCCGAUUCGCCACCAGAUUCAUAUAAAUUACUUUGCGAUUUCUUUGUAUUGUUGUUUGUCUCCUGUCAAUCGAAUGUAUUCAAAAUUGAAAGAAGAAACAUAGGUAGUGAAUAUCCGGGUGGCACUAAUCGUUCGAUAAUCGAAGAAGCUGAAAAACCAAGCUUUGUGAAUCCAGUGCCGGAUUUCGUUUCGCACAUAAGAUCGUGGCUUGAUAUAGUAAAACGCAUCGUUCUAAUUGGAUUCAUUUGGUUCACGUUGGCCAUCGUAUUUUUGGCCGGCACCAACAGAGUGAACUUGUUUUCACUUGGAUAUCUCAUUGGCUCGUUCAUAUUUUUAUGGCAAGGCAACGAUUAUUAUCUCAGACCUGUAAAUGUCAUUCUUAAAUGGUGGAACAAGCUGAUUUUGUAUAACAUCACUGUUAUCUCGUUGAAAGCGAUAUUACAGAUACCCGGUUGUAUCUAUAUGAAUUCCAUGAAAAUGAAUGCGUGCUGGAUGAUCCAACUUUUUGGAAUAUCAUGCAUUCAAAAAUUUUCCACACACCAACCUAUUAUGGCACCGUCGGAUAACGAUGAUUGUGAAAUACCAGUCGAGCACGUCGGAUUAGCGUGGGACAUUCUUUGUUUUGGAUUUUUGAUAUUUCAAAGACGCCUGUUCAAUAGUCACUAUUUUUUCAGAAUAGUCGAUGAAACAAAAGCAAUGGCCAUACUGGCAUCUAGAGGUGCUGAAUUAAUUCAAGAACUCGCACAAAAACGAAUUCAAGAACAACACGAAUCCGAAAGAAAAGUCUUAGAAAAAAUCAAAUCCAAAAUGGAUCGGAUCAAAGCUACGCAGAAGAAAAUCCAAGGACGUGGAUCCAAGGAACCCGAGUCUCACGAAAGAGCCGCAACACCGGCGUAUGCCCCGCUAGCCCGCAACCUAUCGGGCAGCUCCAUCCUGCAGAGCUUCCACACGCCUCUGGAAGACGAGCCCCCCACCCUGUCGUACCUGCAACCGCCCACGCCUACGUCGACCGUGCUGACCGCAUCGCUGGAAGCGUACCUGGACCCGCAGCGGAUGUCGUUUAGCAGUUCCACCAACAACAGGCGGCCACUGUCGUUCGACGAAAGCGCCAUAUACUCCAACGUGUUCUCGCCACCGCCCACAGUGCUGCAACACCGUCGUCAGUCUUCGCUGGGCGUACCGUCCACCUGGUACCCCCGCAAGCGAUCCGCCUCGGCCACCUACUCCCACCAUACUUCCGUCCGUUCAGGCGAUUAUUAUAUGUUUGAUGAAUUUGACGACGAGCUGGAUUCAAUUGUCGAGAAAGACAACGAACUGAGUGACGAUUCUUUGGAGGAGAGUUCAGAAGACAAAAGUACCAACGAAAACGAAUCUGAUUACAAAAAAAAGAAGGAAUUUGACAAGUCAACGGUCGGAGAAUCCAGUAAAUCGACAAGAGAUGACGACGUCGACGGAGAAGACAUUAUUCAAGACAAGGAUGUGAAACUAACGUUUGGACAAAAAAUCAAAGUCAACAUCAACGUGUUCAUGUCGUUCAUAAACAGCUCGACCAUAACGUUGACCAGAAAUUUAAACAAAAUAUCCCGAGACUACAGAUACGUUAUUCGUACUUUGGCCGUGGAGAAGAAAACAUUAAAGAAAAACAGAGGAUUCGGAAUCGGUCUGAGGACGGGCUCGUCGAUGAUAUGGCAACCGAUGCCUUUUGUCGGCAAAAGCGUGACGUUAAGUGCUGAAAAAUUAGAAGAACUGGAAGAACAACAGGAAUUGAACGCGUCCAAUCAACCGCAGCUGAUGCGUCUGCUUUUGGCGUUAUGGUUUUCCAUUAUAUCUCAUUCCGACCUGGUGUGUUACUUCAUGAUAUUCUUGCAUCAGAUCAAAUCCGCCACGAUACUGAGUCUUCCGUUGCCGCUGAUGGUUUUCCUGUGGGGAACACUGACCGUUCCACGACCGACUAAAAACUUUUGGGUGACGCUUAUCGCGUACACGGAAGUGAUUGUUGUUAUCAAAUGCAUGUUCCAAUUCGACAUGAUCCCUUGGAACCAACAAGUGGUCACCGACAACAUGCCGUUCUUCUUGCCCAGAAUAAUCGGUAUCGAGAAAAAACCAAAUUAUGCCACCUACGACUUGUUCCUGCUUUUGGUAUUGUUCUUUCAUCGGACCAUGCUUAAGUCGUUGGGUCUAUGGAAGAGCUCGUUGUCGUUCAAAGGAACGCCCAUUAACCAGGUGUCGUUGUUCGACACGAUAGACACGCGUUGUUCCAUCAGUUCGGAAGGCAAUCAAGGGUCGCUGGACCACGAACCCAAGACCGAGCAGACCACCGUCGUGAUGGAUCCCGAAUUGCUGAGCUCAAACUACAAAGACGACCGUUUGUUACUCAAGUCCAACGAACAUUCGUUCGACAAAUCAAACUCUGCCGAAACCGAUAACCUGCUGGAAACGAUGCCCUUAUCUCUCAAGAAGCAUUGCAGUCCGCUGAUAUACUUUUUCGAACAGCUUGUCGAUUCAAGCUCUCGUGUCAAUGCCGAUGUCUACACGUACAUGUUUUUAUGUGACUUUAUCAAUAUAUUCGUUGUGGUGUUUGGAUUUUCCGCCUUCGGAUCUCAAAGCGACGGCGGUGUUUCGCAGUAUUUCGAAGAGAACAAGGUUCCCGUGCCGUUCUUAAUCAUGUUGGCCCUUCAGUUUGCUUUGAUCACCGUUGACCGUUUGCUUUACUUGAGGAAAUAUAUAUUGGGGAAAAUUCUAUUUCAAUUUGUCCUGAUAAUCGGAUCACACAUUUGGAUGUUUUUCAUACUUCCGGGCGUUACAGAAAGACAAUUCAACGCUGUCAUUCCACCUCAAGUUUGGUACAUGGUAAAAUGUUUUUAUCUACUGUUGUCUGCGUAUCAAAUAAGAAGUGGAUAUCCGACCAGAAUCCUGGGCAACGUGUUAUGCAAAAAUUACAAUUACAUAAAUAUGAUUUUAUUCAAACUAUUCAUGUUGUGUCCGUUUGUGUUUGAACUGCGAACAAUCAUGGACUGGGUGUGGACGGAGACUUCGAUGACGUUGCCCGAUUGGCUGAAAAUGGAAGAUAUUUUUGCGCACAUCUUUCAGUUGAAGUGCUCGAGACGUGUAGAAAAUGACUAUCCGAAUCCCCGGGGCGUUAAAGUUCAACCGUUCAAGAAAUACCUGUUCGGAGGAGGAUGCCUCAUCGGGUUGGUAGCGGCCAUAUCGUUUCCACUGGUGUUGUUCGCUCUUGGCAACACUGUCGGCGAACCUAAUCUACCAAACAGCAUCAAUCUGAGAGUAACGCUCGGAUCGAACCAACCGAUUUACACGAUGAACAUCGAAGGAACGAUUGAAAAGUUCGACGAAUCCGACUGGUACGCAAUGAUCAACGUGUACAAGAAAUCGCGUUCGGCUCAGACUUUUUUGUCAAACUAUGAUUACGAAGACGUCGGCGUCUUUCGCAUCACCACUCAUUCGGCGGAUACUUGGUCGAUCAGUCCGCCCGAGUUGGAGAGCAUGACUGCACACCUGAACGCGACCAACGCCACGUACACCGUGAAAACCCACUGGGUGAUCGACCGCAAGAACUCUUACGGUGAGCAACCCAAAACGGUAUCGGACAGCCGCGAAAUCACCAUCAACGGCACCACCUGUGCAGAGCUGGCCAAUCUUCUACUGACCAAAGGCAACGACACCACUCCGGUAAUGUUGUUCGGGCUCAUUCCCAAGUUCAUCAAAGUCACCGGUUUCGGCGGUGCGUCGGCCGUGUCCCAGCUGAUGAUAAGCAACGAAACCGAACCGUACAUGAACGUGAGCGUGCUGUACAACUUGCUCAACCACAGCGACGAGAAAUGGUGGGAUUUGUACGAAGAAUGCCCCAACGAGAACACCGCCAAAUACCUGUACGAUCUGCCCAAGAGUUCUUGUAAUCCGCACGGCGGCAACAGAGAUUUCUUCACCAUCUACACGUUCAACGACAAGGCGUUCCCGGAGACUUUGAACAUACUAAGCGGCAAAGGAAUUAUCGGAUUGUACACGACGUUUGUCAUCGUGGUGCACACGUUCGUUCGCGGCUUCUUCACCGGCAUAUCGGCCAAGAUCAUGUUCGACGAUAUGCCUUACGUGGACCGGAUCUUACAGCUGUGCUUGGACAUCUACCUGGUGCGGGAGAGCUGCGAGCUGGACCUGGAAGAGGAUCUGUUCGCCAAACUGGUGUUCCUGUAUCGGUCUCCGGAAACCCUCAUCAAAUGGACCCGGCCGCCCGACAAAACGUCCAACGAAGACCCCGAAGACGCUCUGCCCGAACUGUCCGUGUAAAUCUCAUCACAUAGUUGAUUUCGUUUCUCACAUAUCGUAUUAUAUACAUUUCUCUAUAAUUUAUUUUCCAAAUUCUUAGGUAAAACUUUUAUUAUUACAUUUUGUGUAUUUCACAAAUUUUUUGAGCACUUAAAAAAAGGCACGUAACGUUGUGCCUUGUUUCGCGAUAGGACAUCAUCAUAUUUAUUAUUCACUCGUUGAUCGUAUUUCUCAUUCGUUUCGGUUAGGUUUAAUUACUUUUGUUUUUUUUUUUAUUCAUCACUAUUGUUAAUAUUUUUAUUUUUAUUGUUGUUCAAUAGUUUUAUCAAUGUGUGCUAAGUUAUUAUUAUUAUUGUUUUAUUUUUUUUUUUCUAAUAAUUUUGUUAGAAAAACAAACGUAUCAAUUAUUGUUUUUUACUUGCCAUUCACUCGUCACUCCACUUUUUUUUAAAAUUGUUCACCAACAUAUUAUUUUUAAGUCAACAAUCUCAUAUUAUAUUCAUCAUUAAUUAUCAGGCAUAAUCAGGUAUUUGUUCACUGUAUAUAACUGACUACAGUACUAAAUCAAAUAUACUUGAAGUUUUUUUUGCUUUUUAA
Messenger RNA from Adelges cooleyi (spruce gall adelgid), 8581 nucleotides. It is a transcript of the gene Piezo, whose product is annotated as piezo-type mechanosensitive ion channel component. The transcript is spliced from 45 exons. Lineage: Eukaryota; Metazoa; Arthropoda; Insecta; Hemiptera; Adelgidae. The coding region runs from base 473 to 8005 and encodes 2510 amino acids. The record is from RefSeq and is a predicted model, not a curated record.